AUGGCUCGCACGCGAGGCGGUGCGUUCGGGGGAGAUGCACCCGGAGCCUCAUUUUGGGGUAGACGUCGACCACGAGGUCGAGGUAGGGCUGCAGCACGUGCCCGGGAUAUGGAGGAGGAGCCUCAUGCAGCGCAUAUAUUAGCAGCUAUUGGGGAUAUGAGACAGGCACCAGCACCAGCAGUACCAGCACCAGCGCUGCAAGAUCAGCCGCCACCAGUUCAUGUGGCCGCCCCACCAGACUUAGAGGUUAGAGAGAUGCCACUGCGGGAUCAGAAGAUGCUUGGGGUAUUUCAGAGGUUGGCACCGCCUAUAUUCUCAGGGGCGAUAGGAGAGGACGCUCAUGAGUUCCAACUCACUUGCCAGGAGCAGUUACAGUCAUUAGGCCUUUUGGAGUCGAGAGGAGCUGACUUUAUCGCUCAUCAGUUCCGUGGGCCAGCCAGGCAGUGGUGGCGCACGUAUCGAGAGUCUAGGCCAGUUGGAUCUCCUCCUAUAUCUUGGAGUGAGUUCUCAGAGGCUUUCUUGGCCCGGUUCAUGCAACGGAGCGUCAGAUAUAGGCUUCGUGAUCAGUUCUCUAGAUUGGAGCAGGGAUCUAUGACCGUUUCAGAGUAUGAGGCGAGGUUCCAUGAGUUGUCUCGCCAUGCUACUAUGAUCCUGCCCACAGAGGGAGAGAGAGUUCGUUGUUUUGUACGUGGGUUGCGAUACCGUUUGAGGGUUGACACAGAGCAUAUGGUUUCAGCUGGCCGUUCUUUUCUUGAUGUGGUCGAUCAUGCCCGAUCCAUGGAGCAUAUUCAUCGUGAGGCCCAAGGGGGCAGCGAUAAGAGGGCACGCUACCAGGGCAGCUAUAGCGAGUCGCAGACUAGGGGGAGGGACUCAUAUGAUAGGCCACGUCAGAGGUUCCAGCAGGGUCAGACCAGUCGGCCUGUUCACGCGGCAUUACCUGUUUCUGAGGGAGGCCAAUAUCAGCAGAGUGGUCUUAGUACAGGCCAGAAUUCGAGGGGAUCAGAUUCUUUUCCUUCAUGCCGCGGUCGGGUUACUACAGGGCGUUCAACUUCGGGGUGUUAUGAUUGUGGUGCUCUUGACCAUUGGUCUAGAGAAUGCCCCCGGAGAGGUCAGGGGGCGAUUGUACCAGCUCCACCUACUUCUAAACCAGUUUCAGCCGUGUCUUCUUCGGCUAGAGGAGGUGGUCAGAUUCAGGACCGUCGCGAGAGUCGACAGGGUACCAGGGGUGGAGCUCGGGGAGGCAGGUUAGGUGGUAGACCGGGUGCACCAGGUAGAGGUGCUCAGGGCCAUUUCUAUGCUGCCCCGACAAGGGCGACGGCUGAGGCAUCUGACGAUGUCCACUCAGGUACGCUCUUCUUGUGUCAUCAGCCUGCUACAGUAUUAUUUGAUCCAGGGUCCACAUUCUCGUAUGUAUCUAUUUAUUUUGCUCCCCGAUUAGGUAUGAGGUCCGAGUCUUUGGUAGAGCCGAUUCAUGUUUCGACCCCGAUAGGUGAGUUCUUAGUAGUGGAUCAAGUAUUGCGAUCUUGCUUAGUGACUAUCCAGGGUUAUGAUAAUAGAGCUGAUCUUAUUAUGCUGGAUAUGAUUGAUUUUGAUGUGAUUUUGGGCAUGGACUGGCUAUCCCCAUAUCAUGUGGUCUUAGAUUGCUAUGCCAAGACUGUUACCUUAUCCAUGCCUGGUGUUCCCCCGGUAUUGUGGCAGGCUGCUUAUAGUCACACACCGACGGGGAUAAUCUCUUUUAUUCGAGCUAGGCGGUUGGUUGCUUCUGGGUGUUUAGCGUAUUUGACCCACAUCAGAGAUGUGAGUAGGGAGGGCCCUUCAGUUGACUCAGUUCCUGUGGUUAGAGAGUAUGCAGAUGUGUUCCCUACAGAUCUACCUGGCUUACCCCCAGAGCAUGACAUUGAUUUUGCUAUAGAUUUGGAGCCUGGCACUCAUCCUAUUUCUAUUCCGCCUUAUCGGAUGGCUCCUGCAGAGCUCAGAGAGCUCAGUGUUCAGUUAAAGGACCUCUUAGAAAAGGGGUUCAUUCGUUCGAGUGUGUCGCCUUGGGGUGCUCCUGUUCUGUUUGUGAAAAAGAAGGAUAGGACUUUGAGGAUGUGCAUUGACUACAGACAGCUGAACAAGGUGACGGUGAAGAACCGUUGCCCUAUGCCUCGUAUAGAUGAUUUGUUUGAUCAGCUUCAGGGUGCCGUCGUAUUUUCUAAGAUUGAUUUGUGGUCCGGGUACCAUCAGCUGAGGAUUAGAGCAGCAGACAUCCCUAAGACUGCAUUUAGGACUCGUUAUGGCCAUUAUGAGUUCCUUGUGAUGUCUUUUGGGUUGACUAAUUCCCCAGCCGCCUUUAUGGACUUGAUGACACGUGUGUUCAGGCCAUAUCUUGAUUCAUUUGUUAUCAUCUUCAUUGAUGACAUAUUGGUAUACUCGCGGAGCCGGAGUGAGCAUGAGCAGCAUUUGAGGAUAGUGCUCCAGAGUUUGAGAGAUCAGCAGCUUUAUGCCAAGUUCUCAAAGUGCGAGUUUUGGCUUGCGUCUGUAGCAUUCUUGGGGCAUGUGGUGUCCAAGGAGGGUAUUAGGGUAGAUCCGACGAAGAUUGAAGCUAUUCGUGAUUGGGACAGACCCACUUCUGUUACUGAGGUUCGUAGCUUUGUCGGGUUAGCGAGUUACUACAGGCGUUUUGUUGAGGGCUUUUCUACUAUUGCAGCUCCUUUGACUCGGUUGACUCGCCAGGAUAUUCCCUUUGUGUGGUCGGAGGAGUGUGAGAUGAGCUUUCUGAAGCUCAAGGAGUUGCUUACUAGCGCUCCUAUAUUGACUCUUCCGAUUGAGGGCGAGGGUUUCACGAUUUAUUGUGAUGCGUCUGGUGUUGGUGUGGGUUGUGUAUUGAUGCAGCAGGGCCGGGUUAUUGCGUAUGCGUCGAGGCAGCUUAAGGUCCAUGAGCGCAACUACCCCACCCAUGACUUGGAGUUGGCAGCGGUAGUUUUCGCGCUUAAGAUUUGGAGGCACUACUUGUAUGGAGUUCGAUGUGAGAUCUAUACUGACCACAAGAGUCUUCAGUACAUCAUGACCCAGAGGGACCUUAAUUCAAGGCAGCGUCGUUGGAUUGAGCUCCUGAAGGAUUAUGAUCUCUCCAUUCUCUAUCAUCCGGGCAAGGCGAACGUGCUAGCAGACGCCUUGAGCCGAAAGGCGGUGAGUAUGGGUAGUCUAGCCUUCUUAUCUGCAUGUGAAAGACCCUUGGCUUUGGACAUUCAGUUUUUAGCCAAUAGCAUGGUUCGAUUAGAUAUAUCAGAUUCUAGACGCGUCUUGGCUUAUAUGGGAGUUCAGUCUUCUUUGUAUAAUAGAAUCCGUGGUUGUCAAUUUGAGGAUAAGGCCCUGGGGUCCCUUAGAGAUCGAGUGUUAGCGGGUAAUGGUGAUCAGGCUACCUUAGAUCCUGAUGGAGUGUUGAGAUGCGCUGGUCGCAUUUGUGUCCCGAGAGUUGGAGAUUUGAUACAGUUGAUACUUUCGGAGGCUCAUGAGUCUAGAUAUUCUAUCCAUCCGGGUACAGCGAAGAUGUAUCGUGAUUUCAAACAACAUUACUGGUGGAGUGGC
Solanum pennellii is the source of this 3570-nucleotide messenger RNA. RefSeq lists its product as uncharacterized. NCBI's taxonomy places the organism in Eukaryota, Viridiplantae, Streptophyta, Magnoliopsida, Solanales, Solanaceae. Gene Ontology annotation, molecular function: zinc ion binding; nucleic acid binding. The transcript has 2 exons. The annotation marks the transcript as partial. The record is from RefSeq and is a predicted model, not a curated record.